This is a messenger RNA of Miscanthus lutarioriparius, 3204 nucleotides long. NCBI's taxonomy places the organism in Eukaryota, Viridiplantae, Streptophyta, Magnoliopsida, Poales, Poaceae. The record is from the annotation of a GenBank genome assembly.
AUGGCCAUGUCAUCGUCGUCGCCGCCGCCGCCGCCGCCGCUUUCUCUUCUUCUCUGCGUGUCGCUUCUGCUCUCCUCUACGGUGCAGCAACCGCCUUCCACCCAGGCCCAGCAGCAAGCAGUGCAAGCCCCCGACCCGUCCUUCAUGUUCGGCUGGCUCAACAACAAGUGGGCGUACACCGCCGGCGACACCGCGGUCAUCCAGGUCAUGUCCCUGGACCUCCGUGCCGCCGCCGCCGUCCGCGCCUCGCUGUCCUUCACGUUUUCGGUGAACGGCAAGGAAGGCAACAGCAGGUACGUCACCGACGUGGCCGCCAACAUCGGCGCCGACCCGAACGCCUGGACCGUCUCCUUCGUGCCCCUGCGCGCCGGGAACUUCGCCGCGCUCGUUGGCGAGAAGCGGUUCGUCGCCGCGGAGUGGCCGCUCACGUUCACGGUCGCCGCGGCCGGCGUGCACCCGUCCGCGUCGCGGGCGUCGUGGACGUUCCCCGGCCGGCGCGUCGUCGCCGGGUCCAGGGCGUUCGUGUCCAUCGCCCCCCGGGACGCCUUCGGCAACGGCAUCGCGCGCGGACCCGACAUGCCUGGCUACUUCAGGGUGUGGGUCUCCUACCUCAACGGGUCGGCCGUGGAGCUCUGGGAUUUUCACUACAAUGGGUGGACGGAGGAUGGACGCAUCGGCGUCGAGUUCAGGUCGAAUGUUGCAGGCGACUUGUUGGUGCAUGUUUACGGGGAUGACAGGGAGCUACGUGAUUCGCCUCUAAUGCUCACCGUGAAUCCAGGUGUCCUUAACAUAGCAGUAAGCACAUGCAGCUGGAAGCAUGGAAUCAAUACUUUGCAGCUGUCUUCCAAGCUGGAGAUGUUCAUAUAUCAGAGAGACUCCUUUGGAAAUACUGUUCUGGAUAUCCAUCCAUUCGAUGCUCAAGUAGUUGAUAAAGCCUCAAAUUUGUCCAUCCCAAUAGUAGAUCUCGCGAUGGAAGCAGUAGGUGAUGGAGUGCAGCUCCUAUCUUUUAAUGUUGUAGAGGCUGGACAAUUUUUUCUCACAGUUUUUGAUGCUCAACUGGACGAAAGGGUUUCCAACACUGUGCAUAUGUUUGAUGUUUUUGUAGGAUAUUGUGAUGGAUCAAACAGUUUUGCAAAUGGGUCUGGUUUGUCAAAUUCUAUUGCUGGCUCAGCGUCAUCCUUUUCUGUUUUCUUGUUGGAUCACUACAGAAUCCCUUCUCCAGUUGAAACUGCAAGGCUGCAAGUGAAGAUUUUGGGUAAAAAUGCCACAUCCUACGCAGACCCAAUCAUAACACCUGCAAGAGAACCAAAUGGAGCGAUCAAUAUGUCUUUAUCAAGUGUUGUCAAGUUUGACCCCAAAGUAAAAUUAUCAGUUGAAAAUGAAGUUGUUGUUCGACUUGUUGACUCAUUCAUGAACCCGGUAGUGUCUUUCAAGUCAAAAUUGAAAUUUCAGUUGAUAUCUGCAAGUAUCACAAGUACCACUAGUUUUGUGGCAAAAGAAUUUGUUGACAACGGAGAUGGAUCAUAUACUGCUCGUUAUAUGGCAAGGGGUCUUGGUUCAUAUGGCAUAUGUGUUCUUUAUGAGGACAAACAGCUGACUCCAUGUCCAUUCGACGUCACCGUUCUUGCAGAUGAAUACUUUUCAGAUGUUAAAAAUGAUACUGUUUCAGUGUGGGAGGAUGAAUCCAUUUCCUUUGAUGUAUUGUCAAAUGACCGCAUUGCAGGAAGUAAAGUGGAAAUAGCUAACUCAUCUUCUCCACUUCAUGGGUCAGUCCUGCAGUCCAGCAAAACCUACCGUUACACACCUUUCGAAGGAUUCUUUGGGAAUGACUCAUUCACGUAUACAAUAUGUGAUGAGCAUAACAAUGUCGUCACUGCAACAGUCUUCAUAUCUGUUCUCUGCAGACCACCUCAGUUCAUAUCUUUACCCGACAAGUUGCAUGUUACUGAAGAUACAAUCAGCCCACUAUUUGGUGGAUUUCCAGGGAUGAAAAUGGUGUAUUCAGAUACAACUGAAAAUAUAUCUGUUACAGUGACAGCACAGUCCGGGAGUGUGUUUUUUGACCCAGUGCGAAUUAAACUUCAACAGCUAUCAGAUGAUGUACUUUCAAUUGACAGCAGAGGUAGAGGUGGCAAAGACCUGAUGUUACAAGGAACGAUAGAAGUGGUAAAUGAUGCACUACAGUUUCUACUGUACAGUGGAAACGAAGACUUCCACGGAAACGAUGUUAUAUCUCUACAUGCCUCGAGCAGAAAUGGUGUACGAAGAACUCAGUUCCCAACCUUCGUUGAGCCAAUCAAUGAUCCUCCGGUGAUACUUGCUCCAAGUUCAAUUUUCUUAAGUGGGAACCAAUCAAUGGAAGGACAUAAAAUAUUUGAUAAGCACAGGGAUACAUUUCAAUUUUCCAUUGUUGAACCUGAUCUUCACAAUUUCCCAGGGAACAAGUCUUCCUUUUUUCUAGUGCUGUCGCUAGAAGUCUUGGAGGGAACGUUAACCACCACCUUGCCGUCCAGUGCCAUCGCCACUGCAUCGAUGAAGACUGAAGGCGUUAACGGUUGGCAGACGCUUCAGACAUAUGUGACCAUCGCGAAUCACUUCGUACUGAAAGGAACUGCCAUCAGGUUCCGUGGGAGCGUCCAGGACUGCAACAAUGCAAUGCAGCAGUUGCAUUACCAAGAUCCAAGGCAUGGAACAACGUUGUCCAUCACUGUGAACGACCAGGGAAACCAUGGAUGCUAUCCUGACUGUUCAGAGAGAAUGACGAUGCCACUUACCACUGCCAAGACUAUUCGUCUAGUGCCAGUCAUCAAAACAAAACAUGUGAACUCAAUGCGAACUAUCUUGUUUAGAUGGUUGGCUGCAGCUGGGAUCGUGAUAAUGCUAUGCCUUGGCUGUGUUCUCAUGUGUUGCCUAUGCAAAUGCAUGAGAGCUUUAAAGAGUCAGCGAAGAUACAAAAUCUAUGGUAAAAUUCGCACAACGGAGCAAACCCCAUUUCGUCAGCAUAUGGGUGCUUCACCAUCGCAAUGCGCGGACGCUGGAUAUUGCCCUGCUACUGCAACUGUGCCCCAGCUUGGUGCAAACAGAUCAACUCUUCGUCAGAGGUCCCCACGUUCAUGCAAGCAAGAACUGGAACUCCAGCCAGUCUCUGGGACCAUAAACAAUAGAAAUGAAGAUAGCCUUCCUGUUACAGACAAGGACAAAUAG